This is a messenger RNA of Lotus japonicus, 1356 nucleotides long. RefSeq lists its product as uncharacterized. Gene Ontology annotation, molecular function: deSUMOylase activity. Gene Ontology annotation, biological process: protein desumoylation. Gene Ontology annotation, cellular component: nucleus. The transcript is spliced from 5 exons. The record is from RefSeq and is a predicted model, not a curated record. Bases 573 to 1337 code for a protein of 254 amino acids. Lineage: Eukaryota; Viridiplantae; Streptophyta; Magnoliopsida; Fabales; Fabaceae.
UAUGAUGUCGGGGUGAAAGAGUUUGUUAAAUUUGCGGUUCAAAAUGCAAAGAACCCAAAUAGUUUGCUAUGCCCUUGUUUAGUUUGUUUGCAUGGUAUUCGAGUUAAUCCACUUGAAUUAGAAGAUCAUCUAAUUUGCAAGGGAAUUGAUAAAAACUAUAUAUGUUGGUCAAAUCAUGGCGAGUCCAGAUUUGAUUAUAGUGAUGCAGCAGAUAGUGUGAGAUCUACCUCAUUUGGAGCAGAGGAAGAUGCAUGUGAUGGUGACCGUGUUGAGGAAAUGGCGAAGGCGGUUGAAGAUGAUCUUCGUGAUUGUCCUCAAAUGUUUGAGAGGCUGAAAAAUGAUGCGGGGACACCUCUUUAUAAUGGAUGCUCUAAAUUCACAAGACUAUCUGCGGUCUUAAAGCUGUACAACUUGAAAGCUGCCAAUGGAUGGACUGAUACGAGCUUCACCAACCUACUAACACUCUUAAAAGAUAUGCUUCCAGAGGGAAACGUUCUUCCCGGUCGACUAUAUGAGGCUAAACAAAUGUUGUGCUCUAUUGGAAUGAGUUAUGAGGAUUCACGCAUGUCCUAAUGACUGCAUAUUAUUUCGAAAUGAAUAUGAUGGAAACAAGAUGCACAAGGGAAUCUGUUGCAUCGCCAAAUCAACACAGGUCUCACAUUGGGAUAAGUGCCAAUCAACUUAACAGUUGUACUUUUCUCAACAUAUAUUCAGAAAAGGUUCUUAUUCAAGGGAAACAAAUUAAAAUACCAAUAGAUCAAAAAAUAUUCCAUGAUGUUUAUAUGAAGAUUGAGCAUAUUGGUCGUGAGGAAGUCCGUGAAAUCACUGGGCAUGGUGAAUUAAGUGCUUCAGCCGUUUGUGUUUAUAUGAGGUUCUUAUUUGAUCACUGUGUGGCUGAAAACUUGAGUGAGAAAUUUGCCUUUUUGAGUCCUCAUCGAACGGCACAUGGGCUAACCAAUCAAAGCCAAUAUAUUUCGGAUGCAAUUAUGGCAAAUGCACACCCAAACCAAUUAUAUCUUGCACCGGUCAAUAUAGGGGCACAUUGGGUGUUGGUUGUGAUCAAUGCCACUACAGGGACCUUAUUUUACUUGGAUCCUAUACAUGGUAGUUUGAAUCAACGCAAAGUCAUGAAAGAGAUGUUUGAUAAUGCAAUGAUGAUCUACCGUGCUAAUUGCAAUGACAAGAGGAUUACAUGGUCCAAAGCCAAAUGGAAUACUAUAAAGUGCCCUGCCCAAACAAAUUAUAUAGAUUGCGGGUACUAUGUACUAAGCUUUCUAAAGGAGAUAAUUGCGCACAAAAAAUCUACAAUUCCACAAGCGGUAUGGAACUUUGACUAAAUUCUUAAUUUUUCCUAUU